GGCCGAUUCGCGCGCGAUUGACGUCGGACUGCCCGGCAAUUUGACUUGCGUGGAUUUGACCUUCCAUACAAAGUGCAACCAAAAACCAUGUCCGUCUAAGAAAUGUCCGUCUAAGAAAAUUGUACACUCUCCACCUGAAACUAACUUCUUGGCUACAGUUGUCAUCAGAAAAUGUAAUAAAAUCUUUGUUUUGAAAAUCAAUUCUUGUGUUGAAAUGAUCCUACGUAGGUUGAAUAUUCUCAAGCAUAGAGGAUUAUUUGUGAAAAAUAGACAAGUUCUACUGGUUGCAUCUUAUUCAAGAAACUCCAGCAAUUCAAAAUCACCGUACAAAAUCAUCCAGGCUAAGAUAAAAAAUGCUAGCAACGAAGAAGUUCCUCAUGAAAAUGGAUUAAAUUGGGAGCUAUUUGGGCCAAGAAACAAUCGUUUCUUUUUAGCAUCGGGCAGUGUCGGCCCUGCUUAUAUGAACAGCAAGACAACCCUUGCAUCAAACUUCGAUCUUGAGCAGCUUUUGGAAGAAAUUAAAGCAAGUGGAGCUAAUGAGAAUUGCCUUCUAAUAAGUGAAGAUAAAUCAUCAAAAUUCUCGGGUUCACUGUUUUCGAAUAUUCCUCCGAACCUAGAAAUGGUAAAAGAAUUGAUACUUGACUA
Molecule: messenger RNA, 645 nt
Organism: Clunio marinus
Lineage: Eukaryota; Metazoa; Arthropoda; Insecta; Diptera; Chironomidae
Source: the annotation of a GenBank genome assembly